Messenger RNA from Suillus subalutaceus, 957 nucleotides. RefSeq lists its product as uncharacterized. The coding region runs from base 1 to 957 and encodes 318 amino acids. The transcript has 5 exons. The record is from RefSeq and is a predicted model, not a curated record. Lineage: Eukaryota; Fungi; Basidiomycota; Agaricomycetes; Boletales; Suillaceae.
AUGACCACUCCAAUGCAACUUGAAAGUCUGAAAGUCAGUGACACCGUGUCCUACUAUUACUUUGAUAGCGGCGACAUCCCUGGAAACACCUAUACAACCUUGGUCUUCAUCCCUGGCAUGGGUUUCAAUGGAGGUGUUUUCAGGAAGCUUUUCCCUCUAGCUGCUGCGCACCGUAUCCGGAUAGUCAGCCUAUACAGGCGUGAUUAUAAUCCCACCACCAGCUUUCGUGAUGCAGACUUGGCUGGUCUCGUGUCCCGUACGGUAGAGGGACAGGAAGGCUUCCUUCGCAGCCAAGCGGUCGAUAUUGCUACUUUCCUUGUCAUGUUUGCCCGCGAGCAACAUAUUCCCCUGGCGGAAGUUGUGGCCCAUCUCGACGCCUUGCCAUAUAAUGUUCUGUCUGACCUUGAAAAAUAUCUCCAUACUGUGGUUUGUCAUGAUGUGAGUGGAAUUUUGAUUGGUAUACCCAGGCCCCCAGGUUUCGGACUCAGUGUGGAAUAUUGGACCGAGCCUGAUAGUCGAGAAGAGGAAGCAUUGAUGACCUCGAGGCUUACCAAUCCCCAGACAAACCUCACUCCAUGCACGAGCUGUACUCCUGGGGAGUUCGCAGAGCUCACAUCUGCCAAGACUUUCGGUUCUUCCGACACACUCCUCAUUACUAUUCAACCAGACAUAUUAAAGGCCAUGACACGGCGUGCAGUCUUCGACCCGACCUUGGCGGAGAAGUUCCUCCCCAACCUACGUGUCAGAUACAUGUGCGGUGGAACGAGUCCUGGUGUUAUAGUCUGGGCAUUACAUGAAUUUAAGAAGUGUUUGGCUGACCCCAAGCCAGUUUAUGGGCCUAAUGCCGGAAAGGGACGAGACCUGAAGUUCAAAUUCCAGACUGAGGGGAACCACUUCAUUUUCUGGGACGAACCAGAGGUUGCUCUUCAACAAUAUAUUGCUACUAUCAACCUUUAG